Chlorocebus sabaeus (green monkey) is the source of this 5552-nucleotide messenger RNA. It is a transcript of the gene SLC8A2, whose product is annotated as solute carrier family 8 member A2. Gene Ontology annotation, cellular component: postsynapse; sarcolemma; axon. Gene Ontology annotation, biological process: cell communication; calcium ion import across plasma membrane; sodium ion transmembrane transport. The record is from RefSeq and is a predicted model, not a curated record. Lineage: Eukaryota; Metazoa; Chordata; Mammalia; Primates; Cercopithecidae. Gene Ontology annotation, molecular function: calcium:sodium antiporter activity.
CACCGCACUCCAGCCUGGGUGACAGAGUGAGACCCUGUCUCAAAUAAUAAUGUGAUGCCGAUGCCAGGCACGUGGUCAGGGCUGCCUGUAUGCAUGGCAGCUGUUGUUAUUCUUAUUAAUGGGUGUCUUUGUGGUUGUUUCUGGCCUCCUUUGUGAGGCUGUGCAGGCACAGUAUGUGAAUUUGGAUCUGACUCCAGCUAAACAUUCUUGCCCUCCCCCUAGUUCUGUGAGUCUGUAACUAUUUGUAGCUGUUGGCCCUUGUAUGGCUGGGAGACUGUGUGCGUGUGUCUGUGUGCGUGUGUGUGUGUGUUGGGGGGCGGGGGCUGCUUCUGAAACGCACAGGAGCGCCCUCCGCUGCUGUCCCCUGCCUCUGGUGCUGAACCCGGAGCCUGGGGAGGAGGCUCGGGCUCCCUGCUCCUCCCGCCCUGUUCCCCCAGGCCCCUCCCCGGGCCUCCCCCGCCUCCCGCACCGCCUCCCCUCUGCCCGCCUCCGCCUCCUCCCCCUCUCUCCGGCUCCUCCCCCUCUCUCGCUCCCUCGCCGACUCCCCCUCCCCCGUGUCCCUCCCCUCUCCUCCUCUCCUCCCUCUAUCCCCUCUCCCUCCCCUCCUCCCCGGCUCUCCCUCUCAGUCUCCAGCUUUUCUCUCUCUCAAUCUCUCUCUCUCUUUCGGGCGGAGUCGCCCACCACUGCCAGCCCAGCGCUGGGGGGACCUGCUGCAGGCUGUAGCCGCAGGACCCCACCACCCCCCAUGGCUCCCCUGGCCUUGGUGGGGGUCGCACUCCUCCUGGCGGCUCCCCCAUGCUCCGGGGCAGCCACCCCAACCCCCUCCCUGCCGCCUCCCCCGGCCAAUGACAGCGACACCAGCACAGGGGGCUGCCAGGGGUCCUACCGCUGCCAGCCGGGGGUGCUGCUGCCCGUGUGGGAGCCCGACGACCCAUCGCUGGGUGACAAGGCGGCACGGGCAGUGGUCUACUUUGUGGCCAUGGUCUACAUGUUUCUGGGAGUGUCCAUCAUCGCCGACCGCUUCAUGGCGGCCAUCGAGGUCAUCACAUCAAAAGAAAAGGAGAUCACCAUCACCAAGGCCAACGGCGAGACCAGCGUGGGCACCGUUCGCAUUUGGAAUGAGACAGUGUCCAACCUCACGCUCAUGGCCCUGGGCUCCUCUGCCCCCGAGAUCCUGCUGUCAGUCAUCGAGGUCUGCGGUCACAACUUCCAGGCGGGUGAGCUGGGCCCAGGCACCAUCGUGGGCAGCGCUGCCUUCAACAUGUUUGUGGUCAUCGCCGUGUGCAUCUAUGUCAUCCCAGCCGGCGAGAGCCGCAAGAUCAAGCACCUGAGAGUCUUCUUCGUCACUGCCUCUUGGAGCAUCUUCGCCUAUGUUUGGCUUUAUCUCAUCCUUGCCGUUUUUUCCCCGGGUGUGGUCCAGGUGUGGGAGGCGCUGCUGACCCUGGUCUUCUUCCCGGUGUGCGUGGUAUUCGCCUGGAUGGCCGACAAGCGGCUCCUCUUCUACAAGUAUGUGUACAAGCGCUACCGCACCGACCCGCGCAGCGGCAUCAUCAUAGGCGCAGAGGGCGACCCCCCGAAGAGCAUCGAGCUGGACGGCACGUUCGUGGGCGCCGAGGCCCCAGGCGAGCUGGGCGGCCUGGGCCCGGGCCCCGCCGAGGCGCGCGAGCUGGACGCCAGCCGCCGCGAGGUCAUCCAGAUCCUCAAGGACCUCAAGCAGAAGCACCCGGACAAGGACCUGGAGCAACUGGUGGGCAUCGCCAACUACUACGCGCUGCUGCACCAGCAGAAGAGCCGCGCCUUCUACCGCAUCCAGGCCACUCGGCUCAUGACCGGCGCUGGGAACGUGCUGCGCAGACACGCGGCGGACGCCUCACGCAGGGCGUCGCCAGCCGAGGGCGCGGGCGAGGACGAGGACGACGGCGCCAGCCGCAUCUUCUUCGAGCCCAGCCUCUACCACUGCCUGGAGAACUGCGGCUCCGUGCUGCUGUCCGUCACGUGCCAGGGCGGCGAGGGCAACAGCACCUUCUACGUGGACUACCGCACUGAGGACGGCUCGGCCAAGGCGGGCUCCGACUACGAGUACAGCGAGGGCACGCUGGUGUUCAAACCAGGCGAGACGCAGAAGGAGCUGCGCAUCGGCAUCAUCGACGACGACAUCUUCGAGGAGGACGAGCAUUUCUUCGUGCGGCUGCUGAACCUGCGCGUGGGCGAUGCGCAGGGCAUGUUCGAGCCGGACGGCGGCGGGCGGCCCAAGGGGCGGCUGGUGGCGCCGCUGCUGGCCACCGUCACCAUCCUGGACGACGACCACGCAGGCAUCUUCUCCUUCCAGGACCGCCUGCUGCACGUGAGCGAGUGCAUGGGCACCGUGGACGUGCGCGUCGUGCGCAGCUCGGGCGCGCGCGGCACCGUGCGCCUACCCUACCGCACGGUGGACGGCACGGCGCGCGGCGGCGGCGUGCACUAUGAGGACGCGUGCGGAGAGCUGGAGUUUGGCGACGACGAAACCAUGAAGACUCUUCAGGUGAAGAUAGUUGAUGACGAGGAAUAUGAGAAAAAGGAUAAUUUCUUCAUUGAGCUGGGCCAGCCCCAGUGGCUUAAACGAGGGAUUUCAGCUCUGCUACUCAAUCAAGGGGAUGGGGACAGGAAGCUAACAGCCGAGGAGGAGGAGGCUCGGAGGAUAGCGGAAAUGGGCAAGCCAGUUCUUGGGGAAAACUGCCGGCUGGAGGUCAUCAUCGAGGAGUCGUAUGAUUUUAAGAACACCGUGGAUAAACUCAUCAAGAAAACAAACUUGGCCUUGGUAAUCGGGACCCAUUCAUGGAGGGAGCAGUUUUUAGAAGCAAUUACGGUGAGCGCAGGGGACGAGGAGGAGGAGGAGGACGGGUCCCGGGAGGAGCGGCUGCCGUCGUGCUUUGACUACGUGAUGCACUUCCUGACGGUGUUCUGGAAGGUGCUUUUUGCCUGCGUGCCCCCCACCGAGUACUGCCACGGCUGGGCCUGCUUUGGCGUCUCCAUCCUGGUCAUCGGCCUGCUCACCGCCCUCAUUGGGGAUCUCGCCUCCCACUUCGGCUGCACUGUUGGCCUCAAGGACUCUGUCAAUGCUGUUGUCUUCGUGGCCCUGGGCACCUCCAUCCCUGACACGUUCGCCAGCAAGGUGGCGGCGCUGCAGGACCAGUGCGCCGACGCGUCCAUCGGCAACGUGACCGGCUCCAACGCGGUGAACGUGUUCCUGGGCCUGGGUGUCGCCUGGUCGGUGGCCGCCGUGUACUGGGCCGUGCAGGGCCGCCCCUUCGAGGUGCGCACUGGCACGCUGGCCUUCUCCGUCACGCUCUUCACCGUCUUCGCCUUCGUGGGCAUUGCCGUGCUGCUGUACCGGCGCCGGCCGCACAUCGGCGGCGAGCUGGGCGGCCCGCGCGGACCCAAGCUUGCCACCACCGCGCUCUUCCUGGGCCUCUGGCUCCUGUACAUCCUCUUCGCCAGCCUGGAGGCGUACUGCCACAUCCGGGGCUUCUAGGGCCUUGCGCAGAGACUCGUCCCCACCGCCCGCCCGGGGCUAGGGACUCAGUUGCACCUGCUCUUGGACCCUGGUCUCCUUUUCCCUCCAGACUCGGCCUCCUCUCCUGGGACUCGGCCUCCCUUCUCCGCCCCCACCCCGGGCUUUGAUUGCCCCUGUCCUCUGUCCCCAGUAGAUCAGCCUUCCCUCUCCCUCUCGGGAGCCUCCCCAGUUCCUCCCCUGCGGUGACCCCAACUCCAGCCCAUCCUGUUGGUGACCGUCCAUACCCCUGGGGAAAUUUCCACCCCAGUCCCCUCCCAAGGGAACCACCCCCAGUAACCAUCCUGGGGAUUUUAAGGUCUCUCUUCCAGGUCACCCAGCCUGGCUCUUCCCCCAAAGUCUCACUUCCCCUAGUGACCCCCCCACCCCAUUUCACCCCAUGCCUCAGAGCCUCAGAACCUACCCUCCCUGGGGGACCCUCGAAGGAGGCUGUCAGAGGCCGUCUCAGAUCCCAGCCCUUCCCCCCAGCCCUCAGGGAGCUCCGCUCAGCCCCGGCGGGGAGGAGCGGGUGGGUGUGCGCGAGGAGGCCGCACACCUUUCCAAUCCCUCCACUCGGGGUCUUGGGAGGACACUCAUUCUCCAGGCUCGGAGACGGGAGGGGAGAAGUUUGGGGUUUCAGUCCCAGGGCUUAGCUGGAGAAGGCACAUUUUGAACCUGCAACUUCAGACAUUCCAGCGCCCCCACUCGCCCUCCACUACCUCUGAGAGCCUAGCCACGCCUUGGAGGGAGGGGCCUGUGUGUGUAUAUAGUGUGUUUGGGGGAGGGGGGACACGGGAGGGUGCAUGUCUUGGGAAAAGGGGGUGACAGACUUAACUUUUGAGAGGGCAGCAGACUCCCUCAGCCAUGAGAACCAGCUUUGGGGAGGAGGUCGGGAAUCAAUGCGAGUCCAGCUGAUCUCCCCUGACAAUCUGGAAGGUUCAUUUUGCCCUCAGUGCCAGCUAAUCCGGGCAGGACCCUCGAAGAGGAGACCGAGGGUCCCAGAGGACCAAUGCUACAAGCCAGCAAAUGCUGCCACAUCUCUGCCUGAUGGGGGGUGGGGGUGGGUGGGGGGAUGGGACUGGGCCAAGGGAUCUGGGUGGGCAUUUUUAACUUUGGAGGCCAUCCAUCUGUUGGUAGGCCAUCUGCAUUUUCUUACUGUUGAUGUUUCCUGCCCAAAGGACACAUUUGGGCAGUGCCACCCACUCCUUGGACCCCUAGGAUGACCCAGCUACCCCCAUAACUUUCUGCUUCCCACAGGUUUUCAGCAUUCUAUCGUCCUGUUGUGCUCAGCCCCAACAUCCCAGACCCGUUACCCGCUACCCUUCUUUCCCCCGGCUCAUCAUCAGUCGCUGUCUCUUUUCUGUGAUUUCUGUAAAAGUUGCCAUAAAACUUUGAAAUUCUGCCUGAAAAACAGUCCCGUGGGAAGCUGGGAUUCAGGAGGAGGGGGCUAAUAACGUCUCUGACUGAGAUUUGGGCAACUGCUAAACCAGGUAAUCUGGGUUUUUGCGGCCCGCGGUCGUCUGCGGGACACACCCACAUACAGCCGCAGCGCCUGGGUCCAGCCGCCAAGCUCUUCCACUAACCACGCCUCCAUCAUUAGCCUCGCUCCUCCACUAGCCACACCCCCAUCCAUCAGUCACGGGCUUCCACUAGCCACGCCCCUCCAGUAUCCACGCCCCAAUUCGUCAGUGUUGGGUUUCCCCUAGCCACGUCCCCAUUAGUCAGCCAAGCUCUUCCACUUGCUACGCCCUCAUCCGUCAAUUACGGGUUUCCACUAGCCACGCCCCCAUCCAUCAGCCUAGCUCUUCCACAAGUCACACCCCCACUCAUCAGUCGUGCUUCAGCCACGCCUUCCUGCUUCAAUCAGGGGUUUCCACUAGCCAGCCACGCCCCCAUGCAUGAGUAACAAACUGUUCCUCUUUUCGGGCAUCCUGGUAACACAGAGAGACGUUCAUUUGCCUGAGCCAAAGAGCUGGGGUUAAUGGGGUUUCCUAAAUAAAGUAAGUAAUUUUCUCAGAUCCUA